This is a messenger RNA of Cydia amplana, 3001 nucleotides long. It is a transcript of the gene pnut, whose product is annotated as septin-7. The coding region runs from base 504 to 2339 and encodes 611 amino acids. The transcript has 13 exons. The record is from RefSeq and is a predicted model, not a curated record. NCBI's taxonomy places the organism in Eukaryota, Metazoa, Arthropoda, Insecta, Lepidoptera, Tortricidae. Gene Ontology annotation, cellular component: cell division site; septin ring; microtubule cytoskeleton. Gene Ontology annotation, biological process: cytoskeleton-dependent cytokinesis; intracellular protein localization; cilium assembly. Gene Ontology annotation, molecular function: GTP binding; GTPase activity; molecular adaptor activity.
GACGCCAUUUUAUUAAUUAGUUCAUUGCUCCAGGUUUGCGCGAGUUCCUUGGAAGCACUAUAUUUGCCUUCGGAUUCCUUUCCAUUCCAAUGAACCAGUGUGUGACUAUUUUUGCGUCCAGUUGGCCAGUUGGUGGUAACAUUCUUGGUGCUUUUGUUUCGGUAGUUCAAGUGCGCGGUUUACCGAUUCCGAAGCAAACUUAAAUUUCUGAAUUACAAGAUAUUCUCGAUAAGAAUGUUUGUGUGCAGUAAACCAUAAAAGUUUAUCACGGACAGCGAAACUAUAACGUUAUUUGUAAUCGGUUGAUUCACACACUGGCUUCAGUCGGCGCUCCUCCGGAUGUGUGAUUUGUCGACAUAAAAUGAGCUAUCGGGCUUGCCAGUGCGAAUGCCAGUAAUUAUUGGAACAUGUUUCCUCCUUAAACGCCACCGGUGUUGUAACAAUUAGUAUUCAGUGACGUGUGAGUUCUAACAGUUCAGUGAGAGUGAAUAUCAGUUCAAACUAUGGCCUCAAUUUCGGAAUCCCCAUUGAAUAGGCCGAGAAACAGACCUGUCUUGUCUCGGUACAAGCCAAAUUCUAAUGCUUCUGCAGAGCAAUUACAAAGUAAACGCGAGCUGUUUUUCAAGUCGGAAACGGUGAGCGGCGCGACGGGCCCGCCGAGCUCGGCGCCGCCGGCGCCGCCGCUCGCGCCUUCCGCGCUCAAAGACUCACUCGCCAAGCGUUCGGCCACGCUGCCUGACAACCACGAGAACCACCACGAGGCCAACGGCGCCCCGCCGUCCGCCAAACUGAGCAACAGCGUGUCUAUAGACUCCGCGAAGUCGAAUGUGCCUCCAUCUGCACCGCCUCCUGUACCCACCACGACGCCGCCGACCGGCCCUGCGCCACUCAGGAGUACAGAGAACAUAAUCAAGAAAACUGACCAUCCUCCGGUUGCGCCAAAACCAGACCUACCUAAAUUAGAAAAACCAAAAACCAAAGAACUAGAUGGAUACGUUGGAUUUGCAAAUCUACCAAAUCAAGUGUACAGAAAAGCAGUUAAAAAAGGGUUCGAGUUCACAUUAAUGGUUGUAGGUGAGACGGGCCUCGGGAAGUCAACUCUGAUCAACUCGUUGUUCCUAACCGACGUGUACGACAAGGACAAACAUCCGGGGCCGUCGCUGCGCGUCAAGAAGACUGUCGGCGUAGAGACCAGCGUCGUCAUCCUCAAGGAGAAUGGAGUCAACCUCACGCUCACUAUCGUAGACACGCCGGGCUUCGGAGAUGCCGUCGACAACAGCAAUUGCUGGCAACCGAUAAUCGACUUCGUCGAAUCGAAAUACGAAGAAUUCCUAAACGCGGAGUCCCGAGUCACGCGAAAGGCGGCGCCAGCCGACACGCGCGUGCACUGCUGUCUGUACUUCAUCGCGCCCAGUGGCCACGGACUGAAGCCUCUGGACGUGGAGUUCAUGCAGAGGCUGGGGGAUAAGGUCAACAUCAUACCGGUCAUCGCAAAAGCUGACACUAUGACCCCUGAGGAAUGCAAAGACUUCAAAGAACAGAUAAUGAAAGAGAUCGCCGAGCACAAGAUCAAGAUCUACUCGUUCCCCGAGAGCUCGGGCGAGGAGGAGGCGGGCGCGGGCGCGGGCGCGGAGGCGGGGCGGCUGCGCGCGCGCGUGCCGUUCGCCGUAGUGGGCGCCAACACCGUCAUCGAGCACGACGGCAAGCGCGUGCGCGGCCGCAAGUACCCCUGGGGCGUGGCCGAGGUGGAGAACCUGGAGCACUGCGACUUCCUGGCGCUGCGCAACAUGGUGAUCCGGACGCACCUGCAGGACCUCAAGGACGUGACCAGCUCCGUGCACUACGAGAACUACCGCUGCCGCAAGCUAGCCGGCCUGAGCCACGACGGCAAGCCCCACAGGAUCAACUCUAAUAAUUUGUGCCCACAAGGACUGAUGAACAGUUUCAUGACCGUGUGGAACCCCCUGGCUCAAAUGGAAGAAGAAAAGAGGGAACACGAUCUUAAAAUGAAGAAAAUGGAGAGUGAAAUGGAACAGGUGUUCGAGAUGAAAGUGCGCGAGAAGCGCGCCAAGCUGAAGGAGUCGGAGGCGGAGCUGGCGCGCCGGCACGAGGCCACGCGCCGCGCGCUCGAGGCGCAGGCGCGCGAGCUCGACGAGCGCCAGCGCGCGCUGCAGGCGGAGCGCGCCGCGUGGGAGCGCGACACAGGCCUCUCGCUCGACGACCUGCGCCGGCGCUCUCUCGAGGCCAACAGCAAAGAGACCGUCGACGGCAAAGAAAAGAAGGACAAGAAAAAGAAAGAUUGGUCUUUUAAGAGUGUCACAUCCGGAAUAGCUAUUUAAUAUUGGUGGCCACCCCAAUACGAGGCACCAAAUGUAUUUUACGUAUAAGAAGUAGCUGUAUGAUUGUAGCGUAAUUGAACAACGAUUUAUUAAAGACUAUCCGCUGGGUGUAACCAUGAUAAUUAUAUCACUUUACAAACCGGUACAGGUUUCUAUACGAGAUUACUUUUUGUAUGUAUUUUAUAAGUUUUUUUUCCAUGACAAAGCAUUUAUAUAUGAUAAGUGAGGCCUAAUUUUGUACGACUUGUGUUUCAAAGCAAUUUUGUAGAUUGGAUUUUACAAGGUGGUUUAAUAUUUUGGAUCCGUUUUUUAAAUUACUGUAUCAUUGACGAACGUAAGCACAAACAGUACUUUGACACUUUAUGAUUCGACAUUAACGUCCACGAAGAUGCCAAAUAGUUUGUAAUGGUCUGCGUAAGUAAGACCUCGGUCUUUACAAUAUUGUAUUUUAACAAGUAAUUUACGAGAGCUGGAUCGUAAUUAAAUACAAUAAAUAUAAUAAACAUCGACUUGACUUCUCAGCUCAAACACUGUGUGACAUUAAACUCUAGGCACUAAAAUCUUUACUGAUAAAUAUAGCAUAAUAAACUUUACAAAUGCUAGCUGUGAAGAGUUUUAUUUUCUGUUAUAUUUGUAAGUAGAGAAGUUACGUACUGUAGACG